CCACAUAUUACACAUUUCGGGAGAAGGGGCUCCGCUCCGCGGUCGGGCAAAUUAGAAACACGGAGAAAAGAAAAACCAAAAGAAAAUAAAAACAAAGGAAGAUAUCAUACCCUUUCAUGUCCACAGGCCGCGCUGCUCGAGCCAAACUCAACCCCACCCAUCUUUUCUUUUUCCUUGUUUUUUUCUCGUUAGUUCCUCUCCCGCAACCACUGGUGUUGCCUUUUGCCUUUUUUUUUUCACCGGCGACUUUGGCCUACUUCUUGGAUGGACAGAAAAACGAAGAAGAAGGAAGAAAUAGAGAAUUGAUGAUGAUGAUGAUGGUGGUGGUGGAGGAUAGAGGCCUGGGCCUGUCCUCCGUUCCUCUUCUGAACUGAAGCCGUCGAUCGUCCUCCUGUCUAAAGCGGAGGAGGAGGCGGAGGUGGGCGUCAGGAGGGUUGGAGUGUAGCAAUGGAGGCAGAGGGCGUCCAGGAGGAGUCGGGCGUUCUUGCAAGCAACGCAGGUGGGUGGGAAUGGGGAAGCCUCUUGGAUUUCUCCAUCGACGACGACUCCACCCUCUUAUCCUGGGACUCUCAGCAGGAGCAGGAGCCGGAGCCGGAGCAGGAGCAGGAGCAGGAGCAGCGGCAACAACAACAGCAGCCGCCCGCGCCCUCUGCUGGUACUCAACCGGAUACAGGUUUGGAAAAGGGGGCGUCGCAGCAGCCCCGCGGGGGGGAUCCGGCCCCGCUGCCCUCCGAGGCGAUGAGCAAUCGUAUCCGCAAAAGGGAUCCGAGGCUAACUUGCGUGAAUUUUAUAGCGGGGCGGGUGCCUUGCGCCUGCCCGGAGGUGGAUGACAAGGAGGAGGAAACCAUGACCAGGAAGCGAGCCAAGACGGCUAUCAGGUGCCAAGUCCCGGGUUGCGAGGCUGACAUUACUGAGCUUAAAGGUUACCACCGUCGUCACCGGGUUUGCUUGAGGUGUGCCUACGCCCCCACCGUCACGCUCGAUGGCCACCUAAACCGCUAUUGCCAGCAGUGCGGCAAGUUUCACCUAUUGUCAGAUUUUGACGAAGGCAAACGUAGCUGUAGAAGAAAGCUAGAGCGGCACAAUCAUAGAAGGAGAAGAAAAUCGGGUGACUGUAAAAGUGGAACUGAAGUUUUCCAACCUUUGGAAAGGGGAACCACAGGGACUAAUUUAAUAGAGGAUAAUGACUGUGAUGAUGAAGCAGGGAAAGAAAAGCCUCCUGGAGAGUCAUGUGGAGCUGACAGUUUUCAAAUAAAUGAACUGUCAAUGGAUAAAGGCCGCACGCUGGAAUCUGAAGAUGUACUUGGUUCUCCAUUCAGCUCUGCUGCUGGACAGAUUAAUCCUAGUUUUCAGAAUAUACCAAGUGAGAGUAUUCCUUCUUGUACUACUUCUGGUGGUGCUCAUAAGGAAGUUGUAAAAGCCUCCAGAUCAACCAUUUCGUCAUCAUUCUAUGACAAUAAGAGUGCUUACUCAUCUGUGUGUCCGACAGGUCGUGUGUCAUUUAAGCUCUAUGACUGGAACCCAGCAGAAUUUCCAAGACGGCUUCGGCAUCAAAUAUUCCAGUGGCUGGCCAGCAUGCCAGUUGAGUUGGAAGGCUAUAUUCGCCCCGGCUGUACCAUAUUGACUGCAUUCAUUGCUAUGCCUCAACCGAUGUGGAACAGGUUAUCCGAAGAUGCUGUUGCCUUUGUGAAUGCCCUAGUUAAUGCACCUCAGAGUUUGUUGUCAGGAAGAGGAAGUUUACUUAUUUAUUUGAAUGAUUCGAUCUUUCAAUUAAUGAAAGAUGGAAGUUCAAUCAUCAAUAUCAAGGCAAAGAUGCAGGCCCCAAGGCUUCAUUAUGUUCAUCCUAUUUGUUUUGAGGCUGGAAAGCCAAUGGAAUUUAUUGCUUGUGGAAGAAAUUUAGUCCAACCGAGACUCAGGUUCCUUAUAUCCUUUAGUGGGAGGUACCUUAGAUAUGAAUGUUGUGAAGCAUUUUCAGUUGCAAAGUCUGCAUGUAAAUAUGAAAUGGAUGGAGAUGAUGGUGAAGAACAAAAUUAUCAGAUAUUUAAAGUACGUAUUCCACAGACUGAUGCAGGGCUUUAUGGGCCUGCAUUUAUCGAGGUUGAGAACGAGUCUGGGUUGUCAAACUUCAUUCCUGUCCUGUUGGGAGAUCAGCAGAUAUGUUCUGAAUUUAAGAUAGUCCAGCAGGUGCUUGGUGGAUCUGGUUCUUCUUGUGCUACUGAAUCUCCUUUUACUGUUCCAUAUUCAUUUUCUGAAGAAAAACAAAAAAUGAUCUCAGAGCUUCUUUUAGAUGUAGCUUGGUUGAUCAAGGAGCCUGAUAAAGAUGAAAAGUGUAUAAGAUUAUUUCAUGUGCAGAGGUUGAACCAUCUUCUUGAAUUCCUAAUAAAAAACAAUUUUGUCAAUACUCUGAAGAAGAUGCUACAGCUGCCCAAGUUUGUGAUGGCUAUGGAGGAUUUGAAUAAAUUUUUGGAGAGGGAAGCUCAUGUGCAUGUGGAAAUGUUUCAAAAACAUAUUAGAAAUGCGAGGGAAAUCAUUGCUGCUGAAGCUGCAAUCACCUACAGGAGCAGUUUUCCACUGGACUUGCAUAACAAUAUAGCAAUACAGGAAUUUGCCUUUCUGCUGGAUGGUUCUGAGAGUUGUCUGUAUUCUACAGGUCUCCAUGCUGACGAGGAGAAGCUGAUGCAUAAGGAUGAAAUGGGGUACAACAGACCAAAUAGAGCAUGCUCGUUGGUGCAAACGGGAGAUGAAAAAUCACCGCUGCUUGUGAAGGAUUUUGUGAUGAAGGUUGGCGGUUACCAGCAGCAAUCAACAGGAGUUGCAUGGCAUAGGCAUGCACGAUCUGGUAUCUUUUCAGGAAGUUUUUUGAGCACACGCCUUUUAGUUAUUACAGUUGCUGCAAUUGCUUUCUGCUGUGGCUUGUGCAUCAUCUUAAGGCACCCACAUAAGGUUUGGGAGUUCUCUUAUACAGUACAGAAAUGUUGGUUGGGCAUGCAUGCCCAUGGAAGACAUCGGCAAGAUACCUGACCACAGGCAGGCACAAAGUGACCUCUUUGGAGCCUUCAUAGGAUCCACAUGCCUUCCAUAUGCGUUUUUAUUGUAUGCACAUGGGAAGCAAGGGUGGUAUGGUUAACUUUUUCAUGUUGAUGGUGGUUGUAUGUUGCACUGUAUCUGUAGCUAAAGGCUAUUUCUUAAGCAUUUGUCGAGCAGAUCCUUUUUUUGAAGGGUCACGCGGUUUGCCGGAGGAUGAA
Nymphaea colorata (pocket water lily) is the source of this 3245-nucleotide messenger RNA. Its product is annotated as squamosa promoter-binding-like protein 7. The coding region runs from base 448 to 3021 and encodes 857 amino acids. Lineage: Eukaryota; Viridiplantae; Streptophyta; Magnoliopsida; Nymphaeales; Nymphaeaceae. The transcript has 10 exons. Gene Ontology annotation, cellular component: nucleus. Gene Ontology annotation, molecular function: DNA binding. The record is from RefSeq and is a predicted model, not a curated record.